AUCUUUGUUCAAUCAGCUAGAAAUCUUCGGCUAAAAAAAUAAAAAAAAAGAGGCUUGUAGGGUUGAUCGGGCGUAAUGGGAUUAGUUCUAUAAGGCGAACUUUGAAUUUCUUUUGUAGUGAGGAUAUAAAUCUUGAUCGAUCUCUUGCGGUUGAAUUUGUAGAGGAUGUGAGGGAGGAUACGAGAAUGGGCGACUGUAACUCAGAAACGAACAGGUUACUAAAGGAGUUUUACGUACCAAAUUAUAUACUCGAUCCCGAGUCAGAAAGAGAGCCCAUUUCUUACACUCCUGGAUGCCCUGUCAUAGUUUUCAUCAACUCCCGGAGUGGAGGCCAGCUCGGAGGUGAUUUGCUUGUAACAUACCGUCAACUUUUGAAUGAGCUCCAGGUUUUCGAUUUAAAGGAGGAAGCUCCUGACAAGGUAUUGCACAGGCUUUACAGCAAUUUGGAAAAACUCAAGUCUGAUGGAGAUAAUCUUGCUGCUGAGAUUCAAAAGAGACUUAGACUAAUAGUUGCAGGAGGUGAUGGUACAGCAAGUUGGCUACUUGGAGUAGUUUGCGAUCUGAAACUAGCUCACCCUCCCCCUGUUGCAACUGUGCCACUGGGAACUGGAAACAACCUUCCUUUUUCAUUUGGUUGGGGAAAAAAGAAUCCCGGUACUGAUCGCCAGUCUGUGAAAUCUUUUCUUGAACAAGUGACAAAGGCUACCGAAAUGAAGAUUGAUAGUUGGCAUAUAGUGAUGAGGAUGAGAAUCCCCAAGGAAGGUUCCUGUGAUCCGAUUGCACCACCGGAACUGCCACAUUCGUUGCAUGCAUUUCAGCGUGUGCCAAAUGCAGACUCACUUAAUAGGAAUGGUUAUUGCACAUUUCGUGGGGGAUUCUGGAAUUAUUUCAGUAUGGGAAUGGAUGCUCAAGUAUCAUAUGCAUUUCAUUCUGAGAGGAAGCUUCAUCCAGAGAAGUUCAAGAAUCAGUUGGUUAAUCAGAGUACCUAUGCUAAACUUGGAUUGACACAAGGAUGGUUUUUACCCUCUCUUCCUCAGACUUCUUCAAGGAACAUCGCUCAGCUUGCAACUAUAAAGGUCAUGAGAAAACCUGGCUACUGGGAAAAACUCAACAUUUCUCACAGCAUCAGGUCAAUCAUUUGUCUCAACUUACCUAGCUUUUCUGGAGGAUUCAAUCCGUGGGGAACACCAAGCAAGAGGAAAGCACGAGAUAGAGAUUUAACUGCACCAUUUGUUGAUGAUGGACUUAUCGAGAUUGUGGGCUUUAGAGAUGCUUGGCAGGGUUUGCUUCUACUUACUCCUAAAGGACAUGGGACUCGUCUUGCACAGGCACGUGGAGUUCGCUUUGAGUUCCAUAAGGGAGCUGCUGAACAUACAUACAUGAGACUUGAUGGGGAGCCUUGGAAGCAGCCAUUACCUGCAGAUGAUGAUAAGGUCGUGGUUGAGAUCUCCCAUCUCGGACAAGUGAACAUGCUUGCAACCCUUAACUGCAGGUCUAAAAGUAUCAAUGAUCCCUCUUCCCCUUCCUCUGGGCAGCAGGAUGAGGAUUCGAGCAGUGGAGAGUCAGAAGAGGAUACCGAAGCGAAGAGAAAGUUUGGUGCGGCAGACACUUUCAAGCUUCCAACAGCAUAUGAGUAGUCUUCUUUUCAGUUAAUUCCACGUCUUUAUUCUAUUGUCAACUCUGUAAGCCCAUGCCAACCUCCUCCUGAAACUGGACCCCAUCAGAUCUGUUUGUUGAUAACCUUUGUACGUAUAUAUGUGAACCUGCGUUGGGAAUGUUUCUGUACAGUACAGGGUUUAAUAACAAUGAAAUAGUAUGACAAAUUAGAUGGUAAA
Messenger RNA from Asparagus officinalis (garden asparagus), 1835 nucleotides. Its product is annotated as diacylglycerol kinase 5-like. The transcript has 13 exons. The record is from RefSeq and is a predicted model, not a curated record. Bases 186 to 1637 code for a protein of 483 amino acids. Gene Ontology annotation, molecular function: ATP-dependent diacylglycerol kinase activity. Lineage: Eukaryota; Viridiplantae; Streptophyta; Magnoliopsida; Asparagales; Asparagaceae.